AUGAAGCUUCUCUCCGCUGCAUUUGCCGCAUUCGCGCUACUCGCUGCCACCACUGACGGUUCGACGAUGCUGCGCCAGGAAGCGGAAAACAAGCACCACAAGCAUCACCAAGUGCAAAACAGCGCCACCAGUAGUGGUAGUAACAAUCAACAGCAGCAGCAACAACAGCAACAGCAACAGCAACAAAGCACGAAUAGUGGUAGCAACAAUGCUCAGCAGCAAACGCAAACCAGCACCACAAGUAGUGGCAGCAGCACCCAACAGCAACAGCAAAGCAGCUAUGCCAGCAGUGCUGGUGGCGCCGGGUCACCGACCGGCACCGUCACUGCCAGCAGCGGCUGCACCCUCACCGGCACCUACAAGUCCGGCACCGACAUCUCGUCUUGUGCCGCCGUCAUCAUCGAUUCGCUCACCGUUCCGGCCGGAGUCACGCUUGACUUGACCAAGACGAAGAGCGGAGCCACCAUCGAGUUUACCGGUACCACCACCUUCGGGACGAAGACGUGGGAAGGCCCGCUCGUGCUUCUAAGCGGAAGUGAUCUUACUGUCAAGGGGUCCGGCACACUCGACGGCCAGGGUGCCUGGUACUGGAAGCAGGGCACGUCCAUCAGUCGCCCCGUCUUCUUCCGUCUUCACGCCGUCACGGGUUCCACGCUCUCGGGUUUCACGCUCAAGAAUUCUCCCUUCCGCACCUUCAGUAUCCUCAACUCCGAGAAAACCACCAUCAGUGGACUCAUGCUCGACUCCAGCGCUGGUGACGGGACCGCUAAGAACACGGACGGCUUCGACCUCAGCCGAAACGACGGCGUCACCAUCACCGGCAACAAGAUCUACAACCAGGACGACUGUCUCGCCAUGCAGUCCAGCACCAACACCGUCUUCAGUAACAACUACUGCAGCGGCGGCCACGGCAUUUCGAUCGGCUCGCUGGGCGGAGACUCCGUCACGUCAUCUGACACUGUCUCGGGUCUCACGGUGACUGGCAACAGUAUCAUCAACAGCGUUAAUGGUAUCCGCAUCAAGACGAUCAUCGGUCUCAAGGGUCUCGUCUCCAACGUCAAGUACACUAACAACAAACUGUCGAACGUCAAGAACGCCAUCGUGAUCCACUCAGACUACAGCAAGUCCAAGGGAGGCUACACAGGUUCGGCCACUAGCGAGGUGGCCAUCCAGGGCGUGACAAUCUCGGGUCUGUCGGGUACGGCCACCAACCUGUACGACGUCGUGGCCAACGCGAAUGUGGUGUCGGACUGGACGUUCUCGGGCGUCACGGUGAGUGCGUCGUCGAAGGGCUCGUGCAGCGGCCAACCGAGCUCCAUCACAUGCUAAAGGACGCUGCAAACUACUGUACUGUGCCAGUGGUGUUACUUGUGUGUGUUAGAUCCAUGUGAUAUGGACCAUUUUCAUGUCAACCAAGAUAAAUUUGAUGUACAUGUGCAUGCUUUGUCCGAGGAUGCUUUGUCUAUUGUCCUGGGUUGUAUCCAAAUAAUAUCUCAGCUCC
Messenger RNA from Phytophthora nicotianae INRA-310, 1501 nucleotides. RefSeq lists its product as hypothetical. Gene Ontology annotation, cellular component: extracellular region. Gene Ontology annotation, biological process: pectin catabolic process. Gene Ontology annotation, molecular function: polygalacturonase activity. NCBI's taxonomy places the organism in Eukaryota, Oomycota, Peronosporomycetes, Peronosporales, Peronosporaceae. The transcript has a single exon. Bases 1 to 1329 code for a protein of 442 amino acids. The record is from RefSeq and is a predicted model, not a curated record.